This is a messenger RNA of Vigna radiata var. radiata (mung bean), 3019 nucleotides long. Its product is annotated as general negative regulator of transcription subunit 3. NCBI's taxonomy places the organism in Eukaryota, Viridiplantae, Streptophyta, Magnoliopsida, Fabales, Fabaceae. The record is from RefSeq and is a predicted model, not a curated record. Gene Ontology annotation, biological process: regulation of DNA-templated transcription; nuclear-transcribed mRNA poly(A) tail shortening. Bases 186 to 2861 code for a protein of 891 amino acids. The transcript has 16 exons. Gene Ontology annotation, cellular component: CCR4-NOT core complex; P-body; nucleus.
CUAAAGCUAAAUGAUAACAACGACUUUUUGUAAGAACGGGUGGGUCUCACUGUCCGGGGAAGAAGAAAAAGAGGAAAACAUAGCUUCAAAAAUGAGAGACAGAGGUUGAACUUACCUACGGAGAAUCGAAAAUUUCGAAAGAGAUUGAAUUUCAGGCCUGAGUUGGAUGAGUUGAAUCGGCGAGAAUGGGGGCGAGUCGGAAACUCCAGGGCGAGAUUGAUCGUGUUCUGAAGAAGGUUCAGGAAGGCGUCGAAGUCUUUGAUAGCAUCUGGAACAAGGUUUACGACACGGACAAUGCGAACCAGAAGGAGAAGUUCGAGGCUGACCUGAAGAAGGAGAUUAAGAAGCUGCAGAGGUACAGGGACCAGAUUAAGACUUGGAUUCAAUCCAGUGAAAUCAAAGAUAAGAAGGUAAGUGCCUCGUAUGAGCAGGCUUUGGUGGAUGCACGCAAGCUUAUUGAGCGUGAAAUGGAAAGAUUCAAGAUAUGUGAGAAGGAGACAAAGACAAAAGCAUUCUCUAAAGAAGGCUUAGGUCAACAACCUAAAACUGAUCCUAGAGAGAAGGCUAAAUCGGAGACAAGGGAUUGGUUGAACAAUGUGGUUGGGGAAUUAGAGUCUCAGAUCGAUAACUUUGAAGCUGAGCUUGAAGGACUUUCUGUAAAGAAAGGAAAGAACAAGCCACCCAGAUUGAUACAUCUAGAAACAUCAAUCACUCGGCACAAGGCUCAUGUAAAGAAAUGUGAAUUUAUCUUGAGGCUACUUGAUAAUGAUGAACUAAGUCCAGAGCAGGUGAAUGAUGUCAAAGAUUUCUUGGAUGACUAUGUAGAGCGUAAUCAGGAGGACUUUGAAGAAUUUAGUGAUGUUGAUGAGCUAUAUAGUUCAUUACCCCUAGAUAAGGUGGAGUCACUUGAAGAUAUUGUAACAAUUCCCCCUGGUCUUGCUAAGGUGGCACCUGUUCUUAGCUUGAAGCCUCUGCCAACAUCAGCUUCAGCAUCACAAACAUCUGAGCAAGCUGAUGAUACAGCUUCUCAGGAUAGCAAUUCUGAUGUUGGUGCAAGAACUCCACCUCCUAAAAGUAGUACAGUUAGUUCUACUGCAACAACACCAGUGGCGAAUUUUGCUACUCCUGUUUCUAUAAAUGUUAUGGUGCCUAACUUGUCAAGUCCACCGCCCAUUUCAUCUGUCACACCUGGUUCAAAUUCUCUUCGGAGUUCCUUGGAAGUUAGUAGUGCUGUCAAUGCUUCAUUUGUAAAUCAGUCUAGCACUGUGAAAGAGGAUGAUAUUAAUAGUUUCCCUGUCCGAAGACCAUCUCCAUCACUUUCUGAUGUUGCACUCAUAAGGAAUAUCGGCAGAAACAGCCUGUCAAAUCAAAUAACAAAUAACAUACCUGUUGUAUCUGGGAACAUGGUUUCCAGCAAUGGGCCCCUUGGUUCAGUUUCUUCAACUUCUGAAAUAACCAAGAGAAACAUAUUGGUUGCUGAUGAUAGACUCGGAAGCAAUGGGAUGGUGCCAACUCUCGUAUCCCCUUUAAGUAAUAGAAUGAUUAUUCCUCAGGUUGCAAGGGGUACUGAUGGAACAUCCUCAGUUGACUCUAGUAAUGCCAAUGAAGGUGCAACUUUGUCUGGGAGAGUUUUCUCCCCUUCUGCUAUUCCUGGCAUGCAGUGGAGACCUGGAAGCCCCUUCCAGAAUCAAAAUGACGUGGGUCAUGUUCGUGCAAGAACAGAAAUAGUUCCUGAUCAGAGGGAAAGAUAUUUACAGAAGUUCCAGCAAGUGCAACAAGGGCAAAGUGCCCUUCUUAAUAUGCCAUCUUAUACUGGAGGAAAUCACAAGCAGUUUUCUGCUCAACAACAAAAUCCUCUCUUACAGCAGUUCAAUUCUCAAGGCUCAUCUGUUGCUUCUCAAUCUGGUGUGGGACUUGGAGUCCAGUCUUCAGGUCUUAGUGGUAUUUCUUCCACCUCAUUACCACAGCCACCCAUUUCUGUAAAUUCCCCAUCUAGCCAACAAUCACUGCUGUCAGUUGUUUCUAAAGAUCCAGAUGUUGGCAAUUCUAAGGUUGACGAGUCACAGCAACAGAUUUUUCCUGAUGAUUCGGGGACUGACUCUACUGCCAGUACUGGAAUUAGCAAGAAUUUUAUGAACGAAGAUGAACUGAAAUCCACAUAUGCUAUAGACUCUCCGGCAGGAGUACCUGGAUCUCUUACAGAGCCUGUUCAGACUUCUAGGGGUAUUGAUUUGUCUCCCGGCCAACCUUUACAAUCAAAUCAGCGUACUGGUAACCUUGGUGUUAUAGGAAGAAAUUCUACUGACCUUGGACUUGUUGGUGACAACUUUAGUGCAUUCUCUGCAAAUUCUGGAGGAGUUCGUGAUCAGUUAUAUAAUUUACAGAUGCUUGAGGCAGCUCACCUCAAACUUCCGCAACCUAAGGACUCAGAACGUCUCAGGACCUACACUCCUUUUCCAUUUUUUCUGGUUAUGCAGAAACAUCCUACGAUAACUCCUCCUAGUUUUCCUCAAGUUCAGGCACCAAUUGUUAAUAAUCCAGCCUUUUGGGAGAGAGUGGGUCUAGAACCAUACGGUACCGAUACCCUGUUCUUUGCAUUUUACUAUCAACAGAAUACUUACCAACAAUAUAUGGCUGCAAAAGAGCUAAAGAAACAGUCUUGGAGAUAUCACCGCAAGUAUAACACAUGGUUUCAAAGGCACGAAGAGCCAAAAGUUGCAACAGAUGAAUAUGAGCAAGGAACAUAUGUGUACUUUGAUUUCCAUAUAGCAAAUGAUGACAUGCAACAUGGGUGGUGUCAAAGAAUCAAGACUGACUUCACUUUCGAAUAUAAUUACCUAGAAGAUGAGCCUAUUGUCUAGAAGAUUCCCGCUUGUAAAUAUGUGAUUUCAUGUUCUUGUUAGUUUUUGUGUAUCGAUAAACUAGAUUUGCCUUCCAAAGGAGGAAAAAUAUAUUUUGUAAAAGAGAACAGCGCAGAAUGUUGAAUAACAUUAAAUGUACAAGGUUUGUUUUCCGUGUA